AUGCCCGAUGACCCUGCUGAGAAAACUGCCAAUAUCUUAAGGGGCUGGACUCGAGAAUCGAAUUUUGACGAACUUUUAGUGGUCUACUACGUCGGUGACGGAAGUAGGAGCUCCAGAGGACCAGUGCCCCAGCCCUUUAGGGUAGCCCGACGGGACAGCUCAGGUAAUUUCGAUGCUAGUAUUGACUGGCCCGUCAUUCAUUCUGUUCUUGAAGCGGCCCAGUGCGACAUCGUCAUGUUUCUCAACUGCUGCCACGGCGCUGACGCCUGGGUCUCACGCAACCUCGAAGAAGAUGGAUUCAAAGGACCACCUAACAAGGUUAUGUGUAUCAUUGCUGCUACCAGUGAAAAUGAGACUGUAUGCAUGCAUGAGCAGAUGUCGUUCGGGACUUUGUUGAAGAACGUACUCGAUUCCGUAAGGCCGGGGCUCGGGUUGAAGAAGUCCAUCUCAAUACCCAUGCUGGUGAAGGCGAUGAAGGACGAAAUAGAGCGGUCGAAGAGCUUCCGCGUUAAGGAUGUUGUUCAUGGGGGUAUGUGGCUCAUGGAUCCAUGCCUGUACGAACAAGGGGAUGGAGAGUAUCGAAAUAUACUGCUCCAUCGAACAUUGGGAGAACAUGACAUAUCCGAAAUUGUCCCCUUGGUGGUCAUCGGACACACCUGGUAUCAGCCUUUACUGGGACUGGCGGGACAAUAUUGGCGACUAUUAAGGGUCACCGAAUCGGAACUAGAUGAACGACAUUAA
Molecule: messenger RNA, 741 nt
Organism: Daldinia childiae
Lineage: Eukaryota; Fungi; Ascomycota; Sordariomycetes; Xylariales; Hypoxylaceae
Exons: 2
Coding region: 1-741 (246 amino acids)
Source: RefSeq, a predicted model, not a curated record